Messenger RNA from Capsella rubella, 1282 nucleotides. Its product is annotated as protein ABCI12, chloroplastic. Gene Ontology annotation, cellular component: chloroplast. The transcript has 7 exons. NCBI's taxonomy places the organism in Eukaryota, Viridiplantae, Streptophyta, Magnoliopsida, Brassicales, Brassicaceae. The record is from RefSeq and is a predicted model, not a curated record. Bases 69 to 1241 code for a protein of 390 amino acids.
CUCUCUCUCUACCAGAUAGAGUUUCCCGCUCUAGGGCAUAUGUCUGAUUCAAUCUGAAAUUGAAACUCAUGAGUCACUCCAAUCUCGUAACUCCAACGCUAUCGCUCACCGUAACCCUAAUCCCCAAACACCCAAUUCGUCAACUCUCUGCCCCAAUUCCUAACCGGAACUUCACAAACCCUAGGCUUCUCUUCCCGCUCAGGCUUAAUGAGACUCCUUCCUGUCACGCCGCGAAAAGGGUCUUCGUUGUUAGAGCCAAAGCCGACGGAGAUGGUAAAACCGGUAACUGGGUCAACAGGUUACCGAUUCCAGGACUCGGAGCUGAAAAUGUCUUCAGAUUGAUUUCGAGCGCGACGGGUAGCCCCAUUGGCCAGUUCAUAUCGUCCCCUGUUACAUUUCUCCAUUCGGUGGAUCCUAGGAUCAAAUUGGUGUGGUUAUUAACUCUAGUAGUUCUACCAGCAAGAGCAAAUAUAGUUGUGCGUUUGGGACUUGUUGUAUGUACAGCUCUUUUGUCAAUCCUUGUUCUCCCAAGACAAGUAUGGAUGGAUCAAUUGGCGAGAGUUUCACUUCUUUCGGGAAUCCUAUUCAUAACCUUGGGGCUAGGUUCAGAUGGUGCACCCCCAAUGCUUCAGUCAAGAACCCCACCAUCUUCAGUCACAGGCUUGCCUAAUCUUCCCAUGUCUUUAAGCGGUUAUUCGUACAUGUUACUGAAGCUUGGACCUUUGCAAUUCACAAGGAAAGGUUUAUCUGUUGGAAGCACAGCCGCAUGCUUAACCUUUAUAAUCUUUCAAAGUGCUAGUAUUUGCCUUGCAACCACAACACCUGAGCAACUUGCGCUAGCUCUACGUUGGUUCUUGUUCCCAUUGACAUAUAUUGGUGUUCCAGUAGGUGAAAUCAUCCUCACACUCCUGCUUUCACUGAGAUUCAUCAAUUUGGUUUUCGAUGAGGUCCGAAGUGUUUCGUUGGGAAUUGUAUCUCGAAGAGUAAACUGGCAGCAGCUUACUGUUCUGGAGACACUUGAUAUUUUCGCAUCGUUCAUACGCCGCAUCUUCAAGAAUAUAUUUCGCCAUGCCGAGCAAAUAUCACAGGCCAUGAUCGUUAGAGGCUUCAGAGGAGAGAGCAGUAGCCACAAGAUCUACUUCUUCUCGGGAUCAUCAAAUAAAUUUGCAGAUUUUGCAUCAGUCUUGUGUUUAAUCGGUGUAAUCUCAACCGCGCUCCUGUCCGAAUACUUUCUUGUCUAAUAUUGUCAUUGAUUGUUUCAAUCUAAUCCUUCUUUUACACA